Molecule: messenger RNA, 5024 nt
Organism: Sorghum bicolor (sorghum)
Lineage: Eukaryota; Viridiplantae; Streptophyta; Magnoliopsida; Poales; Poaceae
Product: protein RNA-directed DNA methylation 3
Exons: 21
Coding region: 65-4840 (1591 amino acids)
Biological process (GO): regulation of DNA-templated transcription elongation; regulation of transcription by RNA polymerase II; transcription elongation by RNA polymerase II
Cellular component (GO): DSIF complex
Molecular function (GO): mRNA binding
Source: RefSeq, a predicted model, not a curated record
GGCGAGUCGCGUCGUAUUCCAUUCCCCACUCCAUCCCACUCCGCCACUCGCUGCUCCCUUCGCCAUGGCGGUGAAGGGGAAGGGCAAGCAGGUGGCCGCCGAAUCCCCUGGCCCAGGCGCCGGCGGGGCCUCCGGGUCCGGCGGGAAGCGGCGGAAGGCCUCCGGCGACGCGGGGGCGGGGCCCUCGUCGUCCUCCGCCGCGAAGCGCCGCCGUCGCGCCGGGGUCCUCCAGUUCGUCGACGACGUAGCCGGCGUUGACGACGACUACGAGGAGGAGGAGGAGGACGAGCUUGAGCUCGAGUCCGAGGAUGACCCCGAUGACGGUUUCUUUACUGGUGGGGAACAUGUACAAAAUCCGAGUCACAAAAGAACCGAAAGGUCACACCCUCUUCCAUUUCUUGUAAAGGAAGAGGAGCUUAGCGGCGAUGAACUUGAGGAAUUCAUCAAGACCCGAUACAGUAAUAGUGUGAAAUACGCUGCUGAUCGGAGCUAUUCUAGAGAAGAUGAUGACAUUUUCCCCAAUGAUUGUGCACUCAAAGAGCCUACUAUUUGGAGAGUUAAAUGCAUGGUUGGGCGUGAGCGCCAAAUGGCCUUCUGUUUCAUGCAAAAAUUUGUUGACCUGCGAAAAAUUGGUACCAAAGUGCCAAUUAUCACAGCAUUUGCUCUUGAUCACAUAAGAGGGUUUGUUUUUGUUGAAGCGGAGAAGGCGUGUGAUGUUACAGAGGCAUGCAAAGGGUUUUGUAGUGUCUACGUAAGCAGAAUUACUUCUGUUCCUGCAGCUGAAGUUCCUAGCUUGUUAUCUAGCCGUACGAAACCAUUUGUACUCUCUCGUGGUACAUGGGUCCGCAUGAAGAAUGGAAACUAUAAAGGUGAUCUGGCACAGGUUGUUAUUGUGGAUGAUGGACGCAAAAAAGUGAUGAUAAAAAUUAUACCCAGAGUUGACCUUCAUGCUAUUUCAAAAAAAUUUGGUGGUGCAGUUUCACUAAAAGAAGCUGCAGUUCCUGCUCCACGGUUGAUCAGCUCCCAAGAACUAGAGUUCUUCAGGCCUCAUAUUGAAAUUAAACGCGAUCGUCAGACUGGUGAAGUUUUUGAAGUACUUGAUGGUCUGAUGUUCAAAGAUGGAUUUCUGUAUAAAAAGGUUGCACUUAGUUCUUUGAUUUAUUGGGGGAUACAACCGACAGAAACAGAGCUUUUGAAGUUCUCUUCUAGUCCAACCAAUAGAGCUUCUGCUGAUGACUUGGAUUGGCUCUCUGGCAUGUAUGGCUCUAAGAAAAGGAACCUUCCAGCAGAACGGGAUAUGAAGCCAUCAUCUUCUAAAUUAAAAUCCUCCAAAACAUCGGACCUUAAAGCGUCAACUUCUACUGAAAAUUAUGAUGAUAAUGAUGUAUUCAACCUUCAUGAUCUUGUACUCUAUGGGCGAAAAGAUUUUGGUGUGAUCAUUGCUGUUGAGAAAGAUGGAUUUAGGAUACUAAAGGGUGGUCCUGAAGGAUCUGCAGUGACAGUGAGAAAGCAGGAUAUUAAGAAAGUCUGUGUAGAUAAAAUGUUUACAGCUGUCGAUCAUCAAAAGAAGACAAUAUCCAUUAACGACACUGUUAAUGUUGUGGACGGGCCAUUUCAGGGUAAUCAAGGGGUUGUUAAACACUUGUACUUGGGAAUACUGUUCAUUUAUAAUGAGAGUGAAAGUGAGAACUGUGGGUUUUUCUGUGCUCAAAGUGGGUCAUGCGAAAAGAUACGGAAGGGUCUGGGAAGCUCUACUACUGAAAGUUCGGACUUUCCAACUCCCAUGUUUUCUGAACCUACUUAUGAGCAAAAUGAGCAUCGGGACACUGAAAGGCCUUAUAGGAGCACCAGAGAACAACUUUUCUCUGUUGGGCAGAUGCUGCGUAUUAGAAAGGGUCCUUUGAAGGGCUACCUCUGUCGAGUAGUUCGGAUAUUUCGGAACGAUGUGACUGUUAAGCUAGAUUCUCUACUGAAAACUGUUACAGUACAAGCUGAUCUUCUCUCAGUCCCAGCUAAUAGGGGGGAUAACUUGUCUGGUGCUCCAGCUAGUAAAUUUGGAAGUCAAGAUACAUCCUUCUUUGGUUCAGAAGCUGGCAAAACUUCAUGGGACAAUGGGUUGCCAUCGUUUGGCAGUGACUCUUGGCAACCCUUUUCCAGUUCCACGGCACCAGUCCAGAAUGCAGGUGGAGAAUCAGAAGCUGACCCGUGGUGUAAGAAAACUUCUGCUGAAGAUGAUUCUGGUCCAUGGGGUAAGAAAACGAAUGGCGAUUCUGAUGCGUGGGGUAAGGAAGCGGUAUCUUCUGUUGAUGGCGAUUCCACUCCAUGGGGUAAGGAAACAGUACCUUCUGCUGCUGGUGAUUCUGAUCCAUGGGGUAAGAAAGUGGUGUCUUCUGCUGAUGGUGAUUCUGAUCCGUGGGGUAAGAAAGCAGCAUCAUCAGCUGUUGAAGUUUGGAACACUAGUGCCAUUCAAAAGGAAGGCUCUAGUAGCAAUGCAUGGGACAAACAAGCUGGAGUUGGUGGAUCUGAUGCUGCUGGCAGCUCCUGGGACAGAGCGGUUGUCAAUAAGGAGAGUGCAAAGAGUGACAACUGGGGAGAGGCUUGCAGGGUUAUGGACAUGGGAACCGGAGCUGACACAGACCCUUGGGGAAGCAAGGUCAAAGCAGUAGAUGUGGAAGGACCAAAUAGCUGGGAAAAGGCUACAGUGCCUCCAGACAGCAAGCUGGAGGAUGCCAGUCAAGGAUGGGGCCAACCUAAGGGCAACUCAACUGAAGACCAAACAAAAGACAAUGUUUCUAAAGAUGUGGACAACAAUAGGGCUUGGGGCAGUUCUUUGCCUGUCACCGAAGAUGGUACCUGGGGCAAGUCAAAAGACAAUACUUGUGAUGGAGCAGGUGGUGCAGGAGGUUGGGAUGCUUCUGCUGCCAACUGGACUAAAUCAUCUGUUGCGGGUGAUGCACAGAAUGAAGGUUGGGGCAAAGGAAACUGGUCAUCUGCUAAGUCUGAAGAAACAAACAAUGAUAUUGGAAAUUGGAACAAAGCUGGAGCUUCGGACCAAGCUGGUGACAGUAAUUGGGAUAAACCGAAAUCUUUUGGUGGUGAUGGUUGGAACAAGGGUGAUGAUCAGAAUAGCAGUUGGAACAGGCCCGGAAAUUUUGGAGGACGUGGCUUUGGGCGAGGACGAGGGAGAGAUAGGGGCCAGGAAUCUGGAGAUUUCAAUGUCAGGAAUGAUCAAAGAAGUUGGAAGAAUUCAUGGGGUGGUGACAAUGCUGAAAGACCCUCUUGGAGGUCUGAUAAUCAGGUAGACAAUGAAGGAGGUUCUGGUGGAUAUAGGGGAAGGGGAAGAGGAGGAAGGGGGCAAUAUGGAGGACGAGGGAGAGACAAUGGUUGGAGAAAUGGUGACAGAAGCGAUUCUGUGUUUGGAAGGGAAAGUAACAGUGGUGAUGGUGCAAAAUGGGGUGGUGGAGGUAAUUGGAACGCUACAAAUCCACCAAGUAACCAGCCUUGGAGUAGUAGUGGAGGCACCAAGUCAUAUGGUCAAAAUCAGCCUUCCACUCUGAAUAAUUCAGAGGAUAACAAACAAUCUGUAGGUGAACAAGGUGAUCCUUGGGCAAGCAGGGUGUCUGCUACUGAAGGUAAAGAACAACAGAAUGAUCCUUGGUCAAGUAAGAUGACUUCUGGUGGUGCUGAGGAUACAAGUGGUGGCUGGGACACCAAGGCGAAAGACUCUUCCUUCAAUGAUGGGGGUGAAGGACUACAGAACGAUCCAUGGGCAAACAAGAUUGGUUCUAAUGAAGGUAAAGAACAAGAAAAUGAUCCUUGGGCCAGCAAGAUGUCUUCUACUGUGGGUGCUGAUGACAGGAAUGGUAGCUGGAACACAACAGCAAAGAGCACUCCAUCUAAGGAAGAGGCUGAUGAUCGCUGGAAUAGGAAGGGGGGUAAUGAUGACAGCAAGAAAACUGACACCUGGGGUGCUGGCUCGUCAGGUGGGAAUCAGGAAUCUUCUUGGAGCAAACCGAAUUUCUCUUUGGGGGAUCAGGAACCUACUUGGAACAACUCAAGGUUUGGUGAUGAUGACAAUGGAAAUAAUAGAGGCGGAUUUGGACGUGGAAAUCGUGGCAGAGGGAGAGGAAGGAACUUUGGGGAUGGUGGUGGAUCAUCAUGGAAUGGAGGCAAUAGAAACGAUGAAUCAGGUGGCGGUAGGUCUGGAGAGCCAUGGAACAGGAGGGAUUUUGAUGGUGGCAGAGGAAGAGGGAGAGGUCGCUUUGGGCGUGGUGACCGUAAUCAAGGCAACAACUUUGGGUCAGGAGAUGGUGGCAGCUGGGGCUCUGGCAGGGGAGAUGGUGGCAGCUGGGGCUCUGGCGCGGGAGAUGGUGGCAGCUGGGGCUCUGGCAGGGGAAACGGUGGCCGGAGUGGUUACAGGAACUGGAACACCUCUGGUGGAGAUGAUCAGGCAGGAAAGAGUAAUGCCAACAACUCCUGGAGCCAGAACAGAUCAUCUCCAUCUAUCCUGGGUCAGCCAAGCGGUGAUGCUAACAAGUCUAGCACUUGGGGUGCUCCCAGUGGAGCAGCUGGUGGCGGAGGUUCUUGGGGAAAGAGCAACGAGGAUAACUGGAACCCAUCUGGAGGAUCUGCCAAAGAGAAGCCUUCAUGGGGCGGUGGGUCAGGAGCUCCUCCCAAGAAAGAGGACGGUGGUGCCGAGGGGAGCGGGAGCCAAGGAGGUGGCACUGGCAGUACCUGGGAUAAAGCGGCAGAUGGUGGCACUGGCAGUACCUGGGAUAAAGCGGCAGAUGGUGCAUGGAACGGCAACAAGGGUACUGAUACUGGCAGUGGUGGAUGGUAAAGCUUUCGCGAAAAUCAACUUGCGCCUUAUUGGCGCUGACAUGUAAAUAAUGUGCCCGUGCUGUGUGAACUGUGUUGGUGCGUGUCUAGUUCGAAUCAGUUAUUUUGGCCGUGCGAACUCAAGAGCAUGGCUUGUGACCAGUUAAAUGUUACCAAGUGCUUGCUGUAAUUUGGUGCCUUUGCUC